CUUUGAGAAUAAAAUUAACCUUGCUAGUGUAUUGUUGCAGUCAGGGUAUUGUGCUUGUUUAUUGUUUAUCUCCACAGAUGAUCCAUCAUCACCACAACGCAGGUCACCGAGGGACUUUCUCUUGAAAGUACCAGACAGUGAAGGCUCUGAUGGUGGUGGCGGCAGCAGUGGUCGACCCCCAGAGCAUGUACCCCAGGACAAGCGCUCCUCCAUCUUUGGGUACAGUGACCCACAUCGUGGUGGUUCAGAGGAUGGUGACGAUCUGGAUAAUUAUCACCGCCAUGAUGGAGGGUUCACCACCCUCGACCCUCGGUCCAUGAUGGAUCAUAUCUUCAAGAGCUUCAGUUGGGGCAUCAGCGGAUCACUGUUUGGUGGAUAUCAAGAGUCUGAUGGGUUGACUGACAGUGCUGACGACUCUGGUCAACCCAGUGCUGAUGCUGUCAGGAAAGAGGACUCUGAUCUUGAUGACAGGAUAACUGGGGGACUGUCCCAGUUACUAAAGGAUGGACCACGUUACUGGUAUGGAGCAACCGGUGACUCUGGCCAGGGUGAUCCCAGUUACAUACAGUCAGAGACUGUCCAGCCUCAGCCAGGCGUACAUCACAGUUACCGCUCAACCUCUAUUGUUAGGAUCCGACGACCCGAUGGAUCAGUGGAGGAGACCAAGAAGUACACGGACAGUAGCGGACGUGAGGAAGUAGUGGUGACGCACUCUCACCCAGACACCAGCAGUGCCCACCCUGGACAGCCUGAUGGAUCAAGCGGACCGGGACACCUGCCUUCUAUCUUCUCCUGGAUCUUCACUAAAUGAACAUCUACUGGCCCUUUUUGCACACUAGAUGGAGAUCUAUUUCAUUUCUUAGGAGAUAGAUGGAAGUCUGUUGCUUUCGUCACAUGACGAACAGACUUCCAUCAGUUUGGAAGAUGGAUGCAGUGCUAUUUGUUUAGAGGGAAAUCUAGUGCAUUUUAUGAGAUAGAUGACAUUCUACUGCUUCCCUCACAAGAUAGAUGACAUUCUAUUGCCUCCCCACACAAGAUAGAUAACAUUCUAUUGUCUCCCCACACAAGAUAGAUAACAUUCUAUUGCCUCCCCACACAAGAUAGAUAACGUUCUAUUGCUUCCCCACAUAAGAUAGAUAACAUUCUAUUGCCUCCCCACACAAGAUAGAUAACAUUCUAUUGCCUCCCCACACAAGAUAGAUAACAUUCUAUUGCCUCCCACACAAGAUAGAUAACAUUCUAUUGCCUCCCCACACAAGAUAGAUAACAUUUUAUUGCCUCCCCACAUAAGAUAGAUAACAUUCUAUUGCCUCCCCACACAAGAUAGAUAACAUUCUAUUGCCUCCCCACACAAGAUAGAUAACAUUCUAUUGCCUCCCCACACAAGAUAGAUAACAUUCUAUUGCCUCCCCACACAAAAUAGAUGACAUUCUGUUCUCUGCCUCACAAGAUAGACUUGUAAAUAAUGUUUGGAUAUGAAGUAUUAAUAUUAUCCUUAUUAAAGAGUAAUGGAAGAAACUAACUCUUAAUUAGCC
This is a messenger RNA of Cherax quadricarinatus, 1535 nucleotides long. NCBI's taxonomy places the organism in Eukaryota, Metazoa, Arthropoda, Malacostraca, Decapoda, Parastacidae. The record is from RefSeq and is a predicted model, not a curated record.